Amphibalanus amphitrite is the source of this 2076-nucleotide messenger RNA. RefSeq lists its product as uncharacterized. The record is from RefSeq and is a predicted model, not a curated record. Bases 887 to 1411 code for a protein of 174 amino acids. The transcript has 5 exons. Lineage: Eukaryota; Metazoa; Arthropoda; Thecostraca; Balanomorpha; Balanidae.
UUACAAGCUUCUCCAACACCUUGCAGGGGACAGAUGUGAGGCUGAUUGGACGGUAGUUGAGAGGAUCUUCACGGUUCCCUUUUUUGAAUAUCGGUGAUACAUUUGCUCUGGUCCAGUCUCUUGGAAGUCUGCCAUCUUCCAAUGAUUUCUGGAAGAUAAUCAGCAUGGGUUUGGCCAGACUUCUUGAACAGUUUUUCAGGACAAUGGGGUGGACGCCAUCAGGGCCAGGCGCUGAUGGAGUUUUUAAAUGUUGCAGUAUGUUUACAACCUCACCCACAUCAAAUUUACACUCGGUAAGUUUUCUUUCGCUGAGACACUGGAUGAUAGGUGGACUGUCAGACGUUGUGUUAAAAACCUUUUGAAACUGUUCGUUCAUUUCUUCACAUGCCUCCUUUAGGUUUCGGACAUCACGCUGCCCAAGUAAAAUGGCGAGAGCUGAAUGACACGUGACCUGCAGUGAAACAUGACCUAGCGGCACAGGUCACGUGACUAAAUGAGCGCUUAAAUUGACCACAGUCGCUGUCAAAGCUCUAGUUGUCAUUUUACAGCCGGCAGGAUCCAGCCAGCUCAAGCUUGCAAGACCUGUUAAGACUUUCGACGGGCCGCUAGUGCAGCAUGUGGUGAUAGACGUGUAUUUGGAGACGUUCACGACUCAUAUUGUCGGGCAUCGUUGGAUCAUUUCCGGAAGAUUUGGCAGUUCUUGACAGUCCCUUCGACGUCGUCUCCACCCCUACCAGUCCAAAACAUUUCAAAUAAGUCCAUCGAGCUCCGUACCACUCGGUAACUAUUUGUAGAAAUCCAUCACAGUCCGCACCAGUCUUUCCGGGCAUUCCCAUCCCGUCUUAUCUUACAUUUUCCCAACCCGUUCCAUCCUACAUUGUUCGUCAUGAGCUACAGUCCCGCCUCGUACACCCUGCUGGGUAUCUCUCUGACCCUGGCCACCCUCUCGCUGAUCGGUACCGGCGGGGUCAAGUGGUGGUACCUCAAGGAGAUCAGCAAGGCAGACAAGUACGACGAUGACAGGGAGGACAGGAUAUCCGCCACAUGUCAGUCCUCUGCCGAGUCAGGGGACGACGCGUCCGCCGGCCUGGACCUGCGUCUGACCCAGUACUACCGGGACGACGACGAUCGGGUGGUCAUCGAUGGGGAUAUCGAUAGGAACAAUGCCGACGGCCUGCUCCAAGUUCUGCUUUCGACUGAUUCGUCUUGCUCGAGUCCUUCCAACUUCAUUGCUAGCAUUUUCUCCAGUGGCAACGGCGACAACUCUGAGAUCGAGGACUGGACCAUUCCCCGGGACCAGCUGGAGGACCUAGAGGACGCCAUAGGGGACGCCAUAGUGGUACGAGACUCAGGGAACGACCAGAUCGGCUGCUGCAUCAUCCGGCGGCGGCGCUCAGACUUCGACGACUAGAAACGACGGUGCCGGGUACUCAACCACUGGCAAGUGGAGAUACGAUGUUACUGUAACGGCCAGGAGAGCUAUAAUAAGUCGAGAGUUUUGUUAUGAAGUUCUUGAGGCUGAAUAGAAGCUGUGCUCCUGCUUACAUGAGCUAUGCUAUUAAUCGUUCAAUCAUUUGAGAUGUUAUGCCAAAUGUAUGUCGCGAUGUGGUGCAUAUAAUGUUCUUGGGUGAUUGGAGAAGAAUAUUUAAAUGUGUUGGGUGCACUAUUUAAUUUCCACUAUUUAUAGAUGCAGUGUCCGUCCAAUGAUCAUAUGGUGAUGGCGAAGGCCAUAUGUGUAGGCCGGUGCUACUGGGUGAAAUAGCAAUGUGUCUGACAUGCUAGUGAACUUCCGAUGGUAGUUCUAUUUAUGCUAGACUAACAUAACGAUCCGUUUUUUUUUCUGUACGUUUUGUGCGUGAUCAGCUAACGAUUUGUGACAGCAUGAGAUAUUGAUGUAACCGACAGAAUUAAAAAGGUUGCGAUACGAUACCUCUUUGUAACACAAGGUUUAUGAAGCAAUCAAGACAGUGCUUAGAGCGUGCACAGCGCACACUGACUGAGCCCUCAAGCACCUCAAAUUUUGUUUACUGAACUUCUACUUAUCAACUGUUUCUUUAACAAUGCAAAUCAUCGGUC